Hyla sarda is the source of this 1420-nucleotide messenger RNA. RefSeq names its product NSF attachment protein gamma (gene NAPG). Gene Ontology annotation, molecular function: soluble NSF attachment protein activity; syntaxin binding. The coding region runs from base 101 to 1045 and encodes 314 amino acids. The transcript has 12 exons. Gene Ontology annotation, cellular component: vacuolar membrane; SNARE complex. Gene Ontology annotation, biological process: intracellular protein transport. NCBI's taxonomy places the organism in Eukaryota, Metazoa, Chordata, Amphibia, Anura, Hylidae. The record is from RefSeq and is a predicted model, not a curated record.
AUCACAGGUCCUGUACUCCACUACUGUAUCUAGCUUCUGGCUUCCGUCUCCGGGCUAGCCCCGCCUCCUGGUGACGUAUGAUAUUAUUGCCGGAGCUGUCAUGGCGGCUCAGAAGAUCAAUGAAGGUUUAGAGCAUCUGGCUAAAGCAGAGAAAUGUUUGAAAACCGGCUUUUUAAAGUGGAAACCGGACUAUGACAGUGCAGCUUCUGAAUAUUCAAAGGCAGCUGUUGCUUUUAAGAAUGCUAAACAGUAUGACCAGGCCAAAGAUGCCUUUUUAAGGGAGGCUGAAGCUUAUGUGAACAACAAAGCUCUAUUCCAUGCGGCCAAAGCCUAUGAACAAGCAGGAAUGAUGCUGAAGGAGAUGCAGAGUCUUCCAGAAGCCGUCCACUUGAUAGAAAAAGCCAGCAUGAUGUUUCUGGAGAAUGGAACCCCAGACACUGCUGCUAUGGCAUUGGAGCGGGCUGGCAAGCUCAUAGAAAAUGUCAAUUUGGAAAAAGCUGUCAAUUUAUAUCAGCAAUCUGCAUCUGUCUUUGAGAAUGAAGAACGUUUACGUCAAGCAGUGGAACUACUAGGAAAGGCUUCAAGACUUCUAGUGAGAGCUCGCCGGCUAGAUGAGGCUUUAGUAUCCAUUCAAAAAGAAAAGAAUAUGUACAAAGAAAUAGAAAAUUAUCCUACAUGUUAUAAGAAAACAAUUGCCCAAGUGUUAGUUCAUCUUCAUAGAAAUGACUAUGUCGCUGCUGAGAAGUGUGUCAGAGAAAGUUACAGUAUUCCAGGUUUCAGUGGAAGUGAGGACUGUACUGCGCUGGAACAGCUUCUAGAAGCAUAUGAUCAGCAAGACCAGGACCAGGCUUAUGACAUUUGCAACUCUCCUCUUUUUAAAUACAUGGAUAAUGAUUAUGCCAAGCUGGCUCUGAGCUUAAGUGUUCCAGGAGGUGGCACCAAAAAGAAAUCUCCAGCGGCCUCACAGAACGGUGUAUCACAACCAGCACAGGGCAGCUCUAAGGUGGAAGAAGAAGAUGAUGAAUAUGCUGGAGGCCUCUGUUAAGAUGACCUGUUAUUGUCCUAGCUACAUCAAGUCCAUCCCUUAUGUCUACAACAUACACCACAGCAGAUAUAAUAUGAGAUAUUUAAUGAUUUGCUUUGUUUCAUGGCAUUUUUGUGAAAAAAGAAUCUCUACUUCUACCACAUUCUAUCUGUACAAGAGCUACACUGAUGAAAAUAUUUAAGAAUAUGAAUAUGGAUCAAUAUAUUCCCUAUGUUGCACAGUUAUCCUUUGUAUCUAAUAAUAUAAUGGUAGCAUGUAACUUUACUUUGUCAUGACUGGUUGUUUGAGUUUACUUCUCAUGUUUGUACAAAUAUGUUUUCUUGUAAAUUACUGAAAGUAAUUGUGACAUGGCUAUUAAAUAUAUUUAUAAUUCAA